GACUGGCCACAGACGUGCAGACGGUUGCCCAGAGACUGAAGUUCAGGCUGAAUCUCUACGAGCUGAAGGAAGGCAGGCAGAUCAAACCUCAGACUUUUAUGAGCAUGGUUUCCAAUCUGCUGUAUGAGAGACGGUUUGGACCUUACUACACAGAACCAGUCAUUGCCGGGCUGGACCCCAUAACACACGAACCUUUCAUCUGCUCUCUAGACCUGAUCGGCUGCCCGAUGAUAACCGAUGACUUUGUGGUCAGCGGCACCUGCUCCGAGCAGAUGUACGGCAUGUGUGAGUCCCUCUGGGAGCCCGACAUGGAACCCGAUCACCUCUUCGAAACAAUCUCGCAGGCCAUGUUGAAUGCAGUGGACAGAGAUGCCAUAUCUGGAAUGGGCGUGGUAGUACACAUAAUUGAAAAAGACAAGAUCACCACCAGGACCCUGAAAGCUCGCAUGGACUAGCCCAGCACAUCUGCUCAUGUCUUUCACAUCCCAGUCUGCUUGGAACUUUUUUAAAUAAAACUCUCUAAUGUAG
This is a messenger RNA of Cariama cristata (Red-legged seriema), 528 nucleotides long. It is a transcript of the gene PSMB3, whose product is annotated as proteasome (prosome, macropain) subunit, beta type, 3. NCBI's taxonomy places the organism in Eukaryota, Metazoa, Chordata, Aves, Cariamiformes, Cariamidae. The coding region runs from base 99 to 455 and encodes 118 amino acids. Gene Ontology annotation, cellular component: proteasome core complex. The transcript has 5 exons. The record is from RefSeq and is a predicted model, not a curated record.